Esox lucius (northern pike) is the source of this 854-nucleotide messenger RNA. RefSeq names its product ubiquinol-cytochrome-c reductase complex assembly factor 3. The coding region runs from base 139 to 390 and encodes 83 amino acids. The record is from RefSeq and is a predicted model, not a curated record. The transcript is spliced from 2 exons. Gene Ontology annotation, biological process: mitochondrial respiratory chain complex III assembly. NCBI's taxonomy places the organism in Eukaryota, Metazoa, Chordata, Actinopteri, Esociformes, Esocidae.
UCCCAAAAUGCACUGCGACUGCCAGCGAAGAUUGGACACCACUGAAUACAUGUUGUCAAAACAGCAUAAAACGUGGUUUGGUAAUCAGGAAACUGCUACCAUCAUUAGUCUUCAAAGGACACCAACCUACCGUACACAAUGAGUGGUCUGCGCACAGUCCUGGCCUCGCUUGGGUGUGUAGGGUUCUUAAGCGCUGGAUAUGGAAUGUGGUCAAUGAUAACGCCUGGAGAGGAAAGAAAGAGGGAAAUGCUCAAGAAUCUUCCAGAGGCUAACCCGCUGAGAAUGGAGGAAUCCAGGAAAAGGAAUGCCCUCGUAAUGCAGGCACUGAAGGAAGCUGCAGAGACUGAUGAAAACAUUGCUAUUGCGUGGGGCUCUAAGUCACAGAAAUAGUCAACAUGCUGUCUUCACAUUCAUUUGAAACUCAAUGUGAAGAGAGAAAUAUAUUUAAUGGGUAACACACCAGAGCUCACCAUAAUUGGAUUCAAUGCAUCAGAAAUCCGUUUCAAUGCACUCAUGUCCAAUAGCCAAUAUCCUGAUGUGUUUUUAUUAUUGACCCUGUUGACUGGAGCCAGAUAAUAAUCUUGAGCUUAACCAUCUGUUAAAGUACAAGAUUAUGUUUAAAUGUUUGUAUUUAUGCUGAGCAUGAAGUAGAGAAUGUUUCAGCAAAAGACAAAUUGUUUUAAAAAUGGGAAGCUGUGGUUCCCAAACGUCAUGACUACUUUAGCACAUUGUGUGUUACAAUAGGACAAACCAUAUUUAUAAGAAUAUUGUUGUAUAUAAUAAUUGUAUUGUUUAUGAGUUAACAAGCAAGUUCACAAAACUGUAAGGCUAAUAAAAUCUAACGCCCAAUAAUG